Messenger RNA from Cylicostephanus goldi, 1002 nucleotides. The record is from the annotation of a GenBank genome assembly. Lineage: Eukaryota; Metazoa; Nematoda; Chromadorea; Rhabditida; Strongylidae.
AUGAGGAGGUUGAAGUCUGAGGUUCUUCGUGAGUUACCCGACAAGAACGUCCAGGAUUACCAGUGUCAACUAAGCGAUGAGCAAAGAACUAUCUACAAAUUCAUUGUCGACAGAUGCACUGCCAAUCGCACCCAGCUGGCUGCACGACGCGGCAUUUCACCUCUUCAUGCCCUCACAGCCUUGCGACAACUUGUUGAUCAUCCGUCGCUUAUUGAGGAUGUCCUGACGAAGUUAGCUGCGCCGGAAGAGAUUAUGAAGCUGCUCCAAUUUGCAACAUCUGGAAAAUUAGCUGCUCUAGGACAAUUGCUGAAUGAAUGCGGUAUAGGCGUGACGAUAGAGAAGGAAGAUCCUGAAGAUGAAGAUCCGCUAUCGUCAAUACCAGUAGAAUUGCCACAUCGGGCUUUGAUAUUCUGUCAGUGGAAGUCGUCUGUGCAGCUGGUUUCAGCAGCAUUGGCUAGAGGCGAUUUUGGAGCACCGAUCUCACAUUUGGUCCUCGAUGGUUCUGUUGCUCCUUCGGAUCGACAAUCUGUUGUUGAUCGCUUCAAUUCUGAUCAUCUGAUUGAUGUGCUCGUAUUGACUACUCAUAUUGGUGGCGUCGGACUGAACCUAACGGGUGCUGAUGUUGUGAUAUUCCUUGAUCAUGACUGGAAUCCAAUGAAAGAUUUGCAGGCCAUUGAUAGGGCUCAUCGUAUCGGACAAACGCGAAAAGUCAAUGUUUACCGAUUAAUUACGCAAGGUACGGUUGAGGAUAAGGCCCUGAUUGGUGCUGACAAUCGAUCUUUGCAAACGAUGGCCACUGAUGAGUUGAUGAGUAUGUUUAUACUGGAUGGUGAACAACCCACGAAAGAGAACGGAGCGCCAGAAGCCAAGAGAAAACGCAAAAGUGCGGCAGCAUCGGAUGCGUCUUCAGUGGAGGAUCGAUGGAAUUUGGCCGAGCUUUGGGACGAAAGUCAAUAUGAGCAGCAAUUCGAUGUGUCGCAGUUUAUCAAGGACGCUGUAUAG